AUGAAGUUUCUGGUAUCACUACUUCUUUUAGUUGCUGGUACUUUUGCCAAAGAUGCUAUUAUUUGGUCUAGAAAUAAAGUUUCGCAAACAUCACUCUUAUCAACUACAAAACCUGGUGACAUAAAAUAUUUUGUUUUAGAUGGUUUUACUCUAGGUGAAUUUAGUAGACAGGCAAAUGUAUACUCAAAUAAUCCAGAAAUUUCUGGAAUAAUUGAAGAUAUAAAAAAUCUUAAUUAUAAGGUAGAAAAUAUAAAAUCAACAAUUGAUAUAGAUGAUAGUGAUUUUAUUGAUGCAUCAUCAUGGGAUGAACUUGAAGAAAAGUUUGCCAAAUUUGCUAAAUCAAUGGAAGGAAAAAGUUAUACUGCUGCUCUUGUUGGUCCAGAAUCUGUUGAAAAGAAUUCUGUUAGAGUAAAACGUGCUGCCGAUACUACUCCUGCACCAAUCACAGGAGAAAGUAGUGGUAAAGGUCCAGUAAUUGCACCAACUGAUACUACAAAAAAUGCUUCAUGUCUUUUUUAUCUUGAGGGAUUAUCAUUGAUAUAUUAUGAACAUUCUGGUAAAUCUCCAUAUAAAGCAGCUUUUCUUGAUUUAACAAAUUCAAGUGAUACAUAUGCAGUUAAAUUUGCUUGUAAUGGAAAUAAAGGAGAUUCAACUUUUGAUGUAACAAUUUCUACAAAAGGAGUUGUAGGUGACAAAGAUGGAGUUUCUAUUGAUAAUCAAGAUAUUAAAUUUACAAUAAAAGUAUCAAAUGUUGGUUAUUACACUUGGGCUAUUACUGAAUUUACAAUUAAAAAUGCUGAAGUUACAGUUGGAGGAAGUAAACAUAAAGUAACAAAUAGUACUAAUGCCAGUCAAGCUGGAGUACAAUUUUUAGAUGCUUAUAUGUAUAGUGAUUAUGGAUAUGCUUGUAGUCAAACAUCAGCUGUAUUUGCACCAUCAGACGGUGAAAAUAAAAUUGGUAUGACAUUAAAUGGUUUCCAAAUUCAAAUGAUUGGUGCUAAGAAUGUUGAUAAUAAAUUUUACGGUUUUGUACAUAAUAUGAAUGAUUGUGUACCAACAUUUAGUGUUGGAUCAUGGAUGAGUAUUAUUUCAGCUAUUAUUUUGGCUUCAGUACUCUUAUUUGGAUUCCUUAUGCUUAAUUCAGUACAAACAAUGGAUCGUUUUGAUGAUCCAAAAGCUAAGCAAAUUGUUAUUAACUUCAAAGAGUAA
Molecule: messenger RNA, 1209 nt
Organism: Strongyloides ratti
Lineage: Eukaryota; Metazoa; Nematoda; Chromadorea; Rhabditida; Strongyloididae
Exons: 3
Coding region: 1-1209 (402 amino acids)
Cellular component (GO): proton-transporting V-type ATPase complex
Source: RefSeq, a predicted model, not a curated record